Molecule: messenger RNA, 2767 nt
Organism: Osmerus eperlanus (European smelt)
Lineage: Eukaryota; Metazoa; Chordata; Actinopteri; Osmeriformes; Osmeridae
Gene: rffl
Product: ring finger and FYVE-like domain containing E3 ubiquitin protein ligase
Exons: 7
Coding region: 292-1410 (372 amino acids)
Biological process (GO): protein K48-linked ubiquitination; negative regulation of extrinsic apoptotic signaling pathway via death domain receptors; proteasome-mediated ubiquitin-dependent protein catabolic process
Cellular component (GO): cytoplasm; plasma membrane
Molecular function (GO): ubiquitin protein ligase activity
Source: RefSeq, a predicted model, not a curated record
AAAACUUCUCGAGGCAACAUUUCAAGUUGAACAAUUAACGAACUGACUGACUACCGACGCCAGAGGGAGGCUGGGGGAGUGUCGAAUGUCACCGGGAGUCCAAUUCUUCCUGUUUCGUUUCUGAUCAAACUUAUUUGCUUUGUACCAGUCAGAAUACCAGUGAGAACAAAGUUGAAUAGGUUGUCAGCCAGCCAUCUGAAGAGUUGUGGGAAACUUUCUGUGCUGCUCGACAGAGGCUGGCACGCUCUGGCUGUUGUGCCUUGCCUGGCUGACCGUUUCAAGGUGAGGAAUAUGUUGGCGUCCUGCUGCAACUGGUUCUGUCUGGACGCCGCCACCGUGGAGGAUACCAACAGCAGCACUCGCCACCAGGCCUACACAAACUCAGGCUACAGCAGCCACCCCUCUCCCCCGCUUGCGGACCCCACGUGCAAGGCCUGCGGAGGCCGCUUCGACACCCCAGCCAGGAAGCAUGUCUGCAUGGACUGUAAGAAGACCUACUGCGCUAGGUGUUCGGCCCAGCUAGAACCUCGACCGCGGCUGUGCCACACCUGCCAGCGUUUCCAUGGCACCCUGUUCGAGCGCACGGAGCUGAUGAAGUUGAAGGUGAAGGACCUGCGCGACUACCUCCACCUGCACGAGGUGUCCACGCAGAUGUGCCGCGAGAAGGAGGAGCUGGUGGAGCUGGUCCUGGGCCAGCAGACGCCGCCUCUGCCCGACAACACGGGACCCCAGACCCCAGCUCCAGCCUCCACGACACAGCAACAACCCGCUCCGGUUCCUGCUCCCAUCACCACGGCACCCAUCACCACGGCACCCGUCACCACAGCACCCUCCACUCACGCCGACCUCCCGGAGCCCGCCCACCAGCCACAGGCCCAGGAGGACAAUGUGACUCCAGCGUCGGUGUCGGUGAGCUCUGGUCCUGAGGAGACACCAGACACUGAGGCAGACACUGAGGCAGACACAGAGCUGCAGGCAGAACAAGAGCAGCAGUCGGACACGGAGGAGGUGCUGGCGCCUGGCCGCCGGGCUUCCCUGUCUGACCUGGCCUCGGCGGAGGACAUCGAGGCCCUGAGCGUCCGACAGCUCAAGGAGAUCCUGGCUCGCAACUUUGUCAACUACAAGGGCUGCUGUGAGAAGUGGGAGCUGAUGGAGAGGGUGACGCGCCUCUACCACGACCAGAAGGACCUCCAGAACAUGGUUUCGAAUACCAUUGACGGUACUGGUGACCCCAGCACCACCCCUGGCAUGGAAGACAGCCUGUGUAAGAUCUGCAUGGACUCUCCUAUCGACUGUGUCCUGCUGGAGUGUGGUCACAUGGUCACCUGCACCAAGUGCGGCAAGCGCAUGAACGAGUGCCCCAUCUGCAGGCAGUAUGUGGUGCGUGCCGUGCACGUGUUCAGAUCCUGAGCGGGCCGGGACCUGCUCAAGCCUUCAUCUCCCCAGACACUCCAGCGCCCCCCCCCCCCUUUCCUUUACUGCUCCCUGCUGGAUGACCACAGAGACUGAACUCGACCCCCCCCCCCCCCCCUCCUCUUUUCUGCCAAUAAACCACACAAGCCCCAUGACUGGAAAACUGAACUACUUUUAAUGACUGGACUGUCCAAGGUGAGCCACGCACAUAAUUCCCUUUAAAUCAUAUGAUAAGUUGCAAGCAAUACUAUGUUUUUGGGAUCUUUUUAAAGCGAAAGAGAAAGCUCUUCAACAGUCAUGGGAUGUUUGGGCCUAGUGCUGUCAUUGCUGCAAAUCAAGCCUUAAAAGUCUGUCCUAGUGAAUACAUGCAGGGAAACUCUUCCAUAAUGACUGUGAUCACACAGUGUACUAGUAGGGGUUACAGCAUCCAAUGUAUUAUAUUGGUUUUAGAAAUCACUUAACAGUAACUAUCAGCUCAAGGCUCAUCUCUUUAGUAAAACUGAAUGUAUGUCAAAACAAUGUUCAGUUAAUCUGUGUUUUGCCCCUAUCUAGUUGCACUGGAGCGUCUGUUUUAACAUAAAACUGCUUUGUAUCCAAGCUGGUUAAUCAAGAAAAACUGUAAACCGAGAAUGUCACCGCACAUUGGUCAAAUAUGAGUCUGUAGUUAACACAAAAGGACUUAACUUUUCACAAUGAAAUUUACCACCUUCCAACACUGUGUCUGAUAAGACAUCCGUGUUGACGAAUGGUGUUUGCUUGGCUAGAUAACCAUGCUUGGGAGGCCUAACUGACGAGUGAGUCAUUGUUUAUAUGAGGGUAAAAACGGCCUGUGAAAAUACUUGUUUGUGCUCUGUAUGUUUUCUGUCGUGAUACUUUGCAUCAGAGACUUCUACGUGACUGCAUUGCACUAACCAUUAGAGAGAAGGAAGCUGUGUUCUGUGUCGAGUCAUCAAGGAGGGUCGAAUGAAAAUGUGUGCGUUCACUGGCAUGUUCUGCACAGUAAAAAGAGGCAGACCUUUUCAUCUUUUUUUAUCAAAGGAGAGGACUUCUAAUGUUUAAUUAGUAUGGACUCUGGUUUAUUUGAGUUCUAGAUUGCAAUUUGUUGCUGUUUUUCCUCAAUAUAUUUUUAAUGACUGAAGUUUUGUAACUAGUUACUAAAUAUAAUUACACUUAUGGACCCAGAAUUUAUAUAUGAUACUGUUCUCUCUAUUUUUAUAUAAUCUGAUAUAAACAGAAUAUUGAGCCAAAUCUGUCUUUAAGAUUUUCUAAAAGAUUCUUUCAAAUGAAUAAAAAGAAAAACUACCAAAUGUUUUCUUGUGUGCAUUCUACUGACCUUUUUAUGAUAAAUAUAUUU